AUGGCAUUAUCAUCGCUGGAUGGACCAAAUUUUGCUUCUCCCAAAGAUCUUUGAAUAUUAUAAUGAGAGCCCACUUGAUGCUUCCAAAAAUAUAUUUGCAGGUGGUGGCAUAGCUACCUAUACUGAAGUUUUAACUCCGGGGUUUUUGAUUGACAAGGGCAGUGAUUCAUCUGCUCCAUAUACGGCGAACUAUCCCCUCUUUCUUUUAUCUUUGGCUCAACUUCAGUCCUUUUUUUCCUUUGAUUUCCCGAAAGCUAUGGAGUUCCUCAACUCAAUCGCGGGUCUGAUCCCCUGUUUCUAUGAUCACACCUCCAGGCAUACGCUCUACAUUCGUGAUCUGAAAAAAAAUCUCCGAGCCUUGAGCCAGAAAAUGGAGGAGCUCAACAACUUGUAUGAAGAUGUGACGGCAAGGGUUGAAGGUGAAGAGCAACGACAGAUGAGGCGCAGAAAGGAAGUGGGUGGCUGGAUCCGUAGAGUAGAAGAAAUGGUGGAAGAAGUUAACGAAAUUCUGCGAAGAGGUGAUCAAGAAAUCCAGAAGAGAUGUCUCAGAUGCUGUCCCAGGAAUUGUUGGUCUAGCUACAAGAUUGGGAAGGCAGUAAGCGAAAAGCUGGUUGCUGUAUCUGAUCAAAUGGGCAGAGGACAUUUCGAUGUUGUAGCCGAGAUGCUGCCUCGUCCUCUAGUAGAUGAACUGCCCAUGGAGGAGACUGUGGGCUCAGAAUUGGCGUACGACAGAAUCUGUGGGUUUCUCAAAGAUCCACAAGUGGGAAUUAUGGGAUUAUAUGGAAUGGGAGGUGUGGGCAAAACCACCCUCUUGAAGAAAAUCAACAAUGACUUCCUCACUACAUCCAGCGAUUUUGAUGUUGUGAUUUGGGAUGUGGUGUCAAAACCGCCCAACAUUGAAAAAAUUCAGGAAGUUAUUUGGAAUAAAUUACAAAUCCCACGUGAUAUAUGGGAAAUUAAAAGCACUAAGGAGCAUAAGGCUGCAGAAAUAUCCAGAGUUCUGAAAACAAAGAAGUUCGUGUUGCUGUUGGAUGACAUCUGGGAGCGACUCGAUCUCCUAGAAAUGGGGGUCCCCCAUCCCGAUGCUCAAAAUAAGUCGAAGAUAGUUUUCACAACCCGCUCACAGGAUAUGUGCCGCCAAAUGCAAGCUCAGGAGAGUAUAAAAGUGGAGUGUUUGUCAUUAGAAGCGGCUUGGACUUUGUUUCAGAAGAAGGUAGGAGAAGAAACAUUAAAGUCUAAUCCACAUAUACCGAGGCUUGCAAAGAUUGUUGCUGAAGAGUGCAACGGUUUACCUCUGGCUUUGAUUACUCUUGGGCGAGCUUUGGCAGGUGAGAAAGAUCCCUCAAAUUGGGACAAGGUAAUACAAGAUUUGGGCAAAUUUCCAGCUGAAAUUUCGGGUAUGGAAGAUGAAUUGUUUCAUAGAUUAAAAGUCAGUUAUGAUAGAUUAUCUGAUAAUUUCAUCAAAUCUUGUUUUACAUAUUGGUCCUUAUUCUCUGAAGAUCGGGAGAUUUAUAAUGAAAACCUUAUAGAAUAUUGGAUAGGAGAGGGAUUUUUGGGCGAAGCUCAUGACAUACAUGAAGCGCGUAAUCAAGGGCAUGAAAUUAUUAAAAAAUUAAAGCAUGCAUGUUUAUUGGAGGGUUGCGGCUCAAAAGAACAAAGGGUUAAGAUGCAUGAUGUGAUCCACGACAUGGCUUUGUGGUUAUAUUGUGAAUGUGGGAAGGAAAAGAACAAAAUUUUAGUAUACAAUAAUCUUUCUAGACUGAAGGAAGCUCAAGAAAUAUCAAAAUUAAAAAAAACGGAGAAGAUGUCAUUAUGGGAUCAGAAUGUUGAGUUCCUUGAAACAUUGAUGUGUCCCAAUCUCAAGACUCUAUUUGUGGACAGAUGUCUUAAGUUAACGAAAUUUCCAAGUAGAUUCUUUCAAUUCAUGCCUCUAAUAAGAGUUUUGGAUUUGUCAGCCAAUUAUAAUUUAAGUGAGUUACCUACUAGUAUUGGUGAAUUGAAUGACUUGAGAUAUCUUAAUUUGACAUCCACAAGAAUAAGAGAGUUGCCCAUUGAGCUAAAAAAUUUGAAAAAUUUGAUGAUUCUGCGUCUGGAUCAUUUGCAAUCCCUUGAAACUAUCCCACAAGACCUCAUAUCAAAUCUCACAUCUUUAAAGUUGUUCAGCAUGUGGAAUACCAAUAUUUUCAGUGGAGUUGAAACCUUGCUUGAGGAGUUGGAGUCCUUGAAUGACAUCAGUGAGAUACGAAUCACCAUAUCUAGUGCUCUUUCAUUGAACAAAUUAAAGAGAAGCCACAAAUUACAGAGGUGUAUAAGCGAUCUACUGUUACAUAAAUGGGGGGAUGUAAUGACACUUGAACUAUCAUCUUCAUUUUUAAAAAGAAUGGAGCAUUUGCAGGAGCUUGAAGUACGCCAUUGCGAUGAUGUGAAAAUAAGUAUGGAAAGAGAAAUGACACAAAAUGAUGUUACUGGUCUCUCGAACUACAAUGUUGCAAGGGAGCAAUACUUUUACAGCCUUUGUUACAUAACAAUACAAAAUUGUUCAAAAUUGUUAGACUUAACGUGGGUUGUUUAUGCUUCAUGUCUAGAAGUACUUUAUGUUGAAAAUUGUAAAUCAAUAGAACUAGUACUACACCAUGAUCAUGGAGCUUAUGAAAUUGUGGAAAAAUCGGACAUAUUCUCAAGGCUCAAAUGCCUCAAGCUCAAUAAACUGCCAAGAUUGAAGAGCAUCUACCAGCAUCCUCUGCUCUUUCCCUCUCUUGAAAUCAUCAAGGUGUAUGAUUGCAAAAGCUUAAGGAGCCUCCCAUUUGAUUCCAACACUUCGAACAACAAUCUUAAGAAAAUUAAAGGAGGGACAAAUUGGUGGAAUCGGUUGAAGUGGAAAGAUGAAACCAUCAAGGACUGUUUUACUCCAUACUUCCAAGUCCACGAAGCUGAAGCAUAUUUUGCAGAGGAGUCUGAAACUGGCAACAUAGACGAUGAUAUGCAGGCACAGCUGGUAUCAAAUUAAUUUUUAUCCAUCUUUCAGGUAUUAAUUAACUUUUAUGUUAUAUUUGAAAAAUACUUUUCUUUCCUUAUUCAUUCUUUUGUGGAAAUUUUUACUUUACCUAUGUCAAAAGUGCAUCAAAGUUUCAAACAUCAUAAUAACUUUCAAUGUUUGAUCUGUAUAGAUUACUUCCAUAAUUUUCAGCCUAGUCCUAAUAACUUUCAAUCUAUUUUUUUCCCUUUUAUUUUCUUUCUCUUCUAUGUUGCUUUGAAUCUUUUGAGAUCCAAACAAAGCCAAAUCUACACCCCUUUCUAUAUCAUGGUCCUCCCCUUCCAAGAUCUUGGAUGGGUAAUUCAAUUCUAGUUGUUCCUUGUGAAAUAAUUGUUAUAAAAGGUUCACCCAUAUGGCACUUUGAAGGAGGUCUAUUGUUUCAAAAUGGGAUGACAUUCCCUGUUGGUUACUUGAGAACUUGAAAAUAAUUCAGAGUUUUAAACUAUAUUAUUUCUUUGUCUUAAUUUUUUUGAUCAAUUUCAAUCUAUAAACAGAAACAGAUCAACUUCUUUUCAUCUUAGUUCCAUAUAUUUCAAGCUGAACAACUGGGUUUCACAACUACUAUAGCUAUAGAUAUUCCAUUAAAGAAUUAUUGCCUUGUUAAGUUACAAGGGUAUUUUCUCUUCUAUUGUUAAGUUACCUCUAUCUGGUUGGCUCUGAUCACUUUUUGCUUUUCUAUUUUCUUUUUUUCAUUUCUCUUUUUGUUGCAUUCAGGGUUGGGCAGUUCUGGCAACAGCCGGGUUUUCAUCUUCUUUAUAUAGACUGUGUUGCUGCUGUUUUUGCUGAUUGGAGAUGUCCUGCUCUUUUUCCUUCUACUUGGAAUCUGGGUUUGGUCUGAGGUCUCUGGUAUGUUUCAUCAGGGAGGCGCAAAUGCUGAUUCUCAGAGCAUUGAUAUUUCAUGGUGUGUGUAUGUGAUAUAAUCCUAUGAACAUAGCCACAUGCUUUGGUUCAUAUACCAGAGCACCGCUUACUUCCUUGAGUUUGAUAUCCCACUGUCAAGUGUAUUGUUUGUGAUUGAAAUGUUUUGUGAGAAAAACUGGUUGAUUUUAACAUUUGAGGUUGUUAAUGGUGAUUUUUCUUAUUAU
Messenger RNA from Vitis vinifera (wine grape), 4119 nucleotides. RefSeq names its product probable disease resistance protein At1g61300. The transcript has a single exon. NCBI's taxonomy places the organism in Eukaryota, Viridiplantae, Streptophyta, Magnoliopsida, Vitales, Vitaceae. The record is from RefSeq and is a predicted model, not a curated record. Gene Ontology annotation, molecular function: protein binding; ADP binding. The coding region runs from base 20 to 3007 and encodes 995 amino acids.